Syzygium oleosum is the source of this 2014-nucleotide messenger RNA. Its product is annotated as calnexin homolog. Gene Ontology annotation, biological process: protein folding. The coding region runs from base 160 to 1794 and encodes 544 amino acids. Gene Ontology annotation, molecular function: calcium ion binding. Lineage: Eukaryota; Viridiplantae; Streptophyta; Magnoliopsida; Myrtales; Myrtaceae. Gene Ontology annotation, cellular component: endoplasmic reticulum membrane; endoplasmic reticulum. The transcript is spliced from 7 exons. The record is from RefSeq and is a predicted model, not a curated record.
GUGGCACCAUUGCGGAUCCAACAUUUACUCGUUACUUAAGAGCAAACAUCGUCGCCUUCACAGAAACUCGCAUCCAAAUCUAAAAGCCUCCUCUCGAGUUCGAUCCGAUCGCAUCCUCCCCUCCGAUUCCGGUUGUUCGUCACUCAUCACGGUUCUGUGAUGAUGGGGGAGAGGCGGAUUCGUCUGCUGGCGGCGGCUCAGGCGUUGACGGUGUUGCUGAUCAGCUUCCAGAUCUGCGCCUCUGAUGUGAUCUUUUACGAUUCGUUCGAUGAGUCUUUUGAGGGACGAUGGGUCGUGUCAGAGAAGGAAGAUUACCAAGGUGUGUGGAAGCACUCCAAAAGUGAGGGACAUGAUGAUUAUGGCCUUCUCGUCAGUGAGAAGGCAAGGAAGUAUGCGAUUGUGAAUGAGCUUGAUGAUGCCGUGAGUCUUAAGGACGGAACUGUAGUUCUACAGUAUGAAGUCCGACUCCAGAACGGGCUUGAAUGUGGCGGUUCAUACUUGAAGUACCUCCGUCCACAGGAUGCUGGGUGGAAAGUCAAGGAAUUUAAUAAUGAGUCUCCAUACACUAUAAUGUUUGGGCCGGAUAAAUGUGGUGCUACCAACAAGGUGCAUUUCAUUUUCAAGAACAAAAAUCCCAAAACUGGGGAGUACGUGGAACACCAUCUCAAGUACCCUCCAUCUGUGCCCAAUGACAAACUCUCUCAUGUCUACACUGCUGUAUUGAAGCCUGAUAAUGAGCUGAGGAUUUUGAUAGAUGGUGAGGAGAAGAAGAAGGCAAAUUUCCUCUCGGCUGAAGACUUCGAGCCGGCACUCAUCCCACCUAAGACAAUUCCCGACCCAGAUGAUAAGAAGCCAGAGGAUUGGGAUGAGCGAGCGAAGAUCCCAGAUCCUGAUUCGGUGAAGCCAGAUGAUUGGGAUGAGGAUGCCCCGAUGGAAAUUGUAGAUGAAGAGGCAGUGAAGCCCGAAGGUUGGUUGGAUGACGAGCCCGAGGAGAUUGAUGAUCCUGAAGCUACAAAGCCUGAGGAUUGGGAUGACGAGGAAGAUGGUGAGUUUGAGGCUCCUAAAAUUGACAACCCCAAGUGUGAGACAGCACCUGGUUGCGGUGAGUGGAAGAGGCCAAUGAAAAGGAACCCUGCAUAUAAAGGGAAGUGGCAUGCUCCUCUAAUUGAUAACCCGAACUACAAGGGCAUCUGGAAACCUCAAGAGAUCCCGAAUCCUGACUACUUCGAGCUCGAGAGACCCAACUUUGAGCCAAUAGCUGCAAUUGGUAUUGAGAUUUGGACAAUGCAAGAUGGAAUCUUGUUUGACAAUAUCUUGAUCUCAAGUGAUGAGAAGGUGGCAGAGUCAUACAGGGAAACAGCAUGGAAACCCAAGUUCGAAGUUGAAAAGGAGAAGCAAAAGGAAGAGGAUAAAGCUACUGGUUCCGAUGGACUCUCAGCCAUUCAGAAAAAGGUUUUUGAUGUCCUCUACAAGGUAGCAGAUGUUCCUUUCUUGGAGCCAUACAAACCUAAGAUCUUGGAACUCAUCGAGAAAGCUGAGGAACAGCCAAAUAUAGCAAUUGGUGUACUCGGGUCUAUUGUGGUUGUCAUCCUGACCGUUUUCUUCAAAAUUCUCUUUGGCGGCAAGAAACCGGCGGCCAAUGUAGUGGAGACACGGACUGAAGCGGCUGCUGAGACUUCCGACAACCAAGGUAGCCGAGGGGACAAGGAAGAUGAGGAUGAGAAGGAAGAUGAGGAUGCUACUGCUGCCGCUGCUGCAGCACCUCGUAAGAGGUCUAACAGAAGGGAAACAUAGAGUCAGCACGUCAAUGUGGUUCGAUGUCUGUCCUUCGUCUCUGAAAGGUUCCCACCGUUGUCAUUGAUUAUUCAGGUCUCUAGGUUUUCUGAGAUUGCUUAUCGAGCUCUUUUUCAGGCCUCUUUGGUUAUAGUUAUGUAGGAGUUUGAUAAAAUUUUGACGAGAAACAUUGAAAGUGUAACAUUUCAGAUUUAAUUUUCCUUCAUGUGGUUGUACUUUU